AUGGUUUUUAACAGAUAUGGUCGGUUUGUAUUUUCAGAACGAGAAAGCAUUAUAACCCUAGCACAAAAAUGUGGUGCGCAAGUUAUUUUCAAAGAAGAAAUACUAGAAGGAUAUCAACUUUACAUAGUCGAGCAAUGGGCUUGUGAUCGAAGACCGUAUAAUACAGUUACGGUUUUUACAGGUGAACCUACUCAUAAGAUUAAAGUAUGUGUUAUAUUAAUCGAAGAAGAAAGAUUUCAACCAUAUCCUGAAAAAUAUCCCGAAAAACUUGAAAUUUUGUUUUCGGAUUUGGAAGAAGACAAAACUCGGUUAAAAGAUACAACGUUAGGAACAAUAUUUGUGACAAAUUUAAGCUCAUUUCCUUCAUCAUUAAGUACUAUUUUGGUGACUGAGGGUGAUUAUAACGUAUAUUAUCCACAAUUCCGUCUCAAUUUAAAUUUGCGUAGAAUUAGUUGCAGCGGUAAAACUGCCUUGUCUUUAAAACCUCCAACUGAAUUACAAAAACAAAAAUUCUUUCAACUAUAUUCUGUACCAGAGAAAAUACCACUUGAAUUCGCCGUGAUUCAACUAGUUAAAUAUGUUCAAACAACUUUAUACUUGAUUUUUGGUUUUCCACAACAUUUUGUUGAUGGGUUAUUAUGCAAUUUUACCGAAUCUUGUCUCAGAGAGUUUAAAAAUGAACAUGCUUCUAAUUUCGAGAAUCUAGAUAAUAUCUUUGAUCCGAAUCUGGUUGCUAUGAUUUUUAAAAUGGUUUUAAGCAUUCGAAAUAAACUUCAUUACUUAAAUUAUCAGGUUGGAAAAGAUCCAUUCAUAGAUACUGAAACAUUUAUAAAUGGUGUUAUUUCUUUUCAGAAAUCGACAAAAAGAGAUUCAAUAUCUCAUAAGUUAGAUUCCGAAAUUGUUAAUAAAAUUAAUGAAACUUAUAAUCGUUCAAGAUACCCAGAUGGAUUAAAAAUGCGCAAGAGAUCGAAAUCUUUUACAAAUGCUGAAUUGGCUCGAAAGCAAGGUGCUUGUUCAUUAUAUAGUCGAACAUUUGAGAUUGACAUUCAAACAUAUAUGGUCUAUAAAAAUCUUAAAGGACGGGAGGCAACAUUAGAAGAUUUAAUAAAAAAUUUAAAAUCAACCGCUAAAAAAUAUGAUGACCAAAUUGAGCAAUUAUCAAAUGCUUAUGAAGAAAGAUAUCAAAAAUUCAAGUCAACGGAAGAAUUUAGUUUAAAAAUAUUAUCUAAACAAAAAAAAGUAACCGAAUCAGUAAAACAAAUUUAUAGUGAUGCAACUGCUAGAGGAAAACUAAAUUAUGAAUUGAUUUUAUUAGAAGAUAAAUUAAAAGAAAUUGAUGAAUUUAUUGAACAAUUUUGUUUUAAGGUUCAAGUCAUGGAAUCUAAAUUACCACAUUCUUCAAGAUCAGUAAAGGCUUUAUUUAAUGUUUGGAACUAUCUUCAAGAUCAAUGGAAUACAAUUACUUCACGUUUAUAUAAUAGAAAAUCGGAUGAAGAUAAAGAAUAA
Molecule: messenger RNA, 1506 nt
Organism: Dentiscutata erythropus
Lineage: Eukaryota; Fungi; Glomeromycota; Glomeromycetes; Diversisporales; Gigasporaceae
Source: the annotation of a GenBank genome assembly